AUGGGGCGCGGCGCGGCCGGGAGCCGGGAGCCCGGAGGCGGCAGGAGGCGGGGGGCGGGCCCGGGCCGCGAGGCGCUUCCUGCCCGCGCCAGCCGCCCCCGGCCCCGGCGCCCCGGCCCGGCUCAGCAGCGCGGCACAGCCCGGGGGCGGGGCGGGGGCGGCUCCGCGGUGGACACGCCCCGGCCCCGCCCCGGCCCCGCCCCGCGCUCGCCCCGCCCCGCCGGCGCGGCCGCCCCGCCCCGGCUGUCGGAGGGUCGCGCAGCCCGCGACCUCCGGGACCCCGGCGCCGCGCCCCGCCCGGAUCGCCUGCCCCUCGCGCUCCUUCGUCCCUCUCGGCCGCCUGGCCGGUGUCGCCGGCGCUCCUCGUCCUCCCUCUCUCCCUGGCUGGGCCUCUCCCCCCACUUCUCUCCCCGGGCGUGCACCCCAAACUCCGCGCGGCCAAGGGAGAAGACGGGCUCACUGGCCAUUCAUCAGAUGGGGAAUGCCAAGGGCGCAGCGGCCGGGGCGCCUGGCCUGGCCCCACGCGGCCCCUUUGUGCUCCGCGAGGCGGAUAAUGGACGGCAUUCUCAGACGGCCAGUCAUGGCUCUGUGCCUGUCAAAGGCCGGCCGGCUCCACACUGCGGCCUCUGUGCAGCGCCGCGCGGGGGCAGGGCCGCCCGGGCCCCCACCCACAUUCCCAGGCCGCCAGGCGACGCGGCGCUGCCUGACCGUGUCCCCAGGAACCGCAGGGAGGCCGCCGGGAGGGAGUCGUGUGGGCGGGUCCCCGCCAGCCCAGACCACGCGCUGGGGACCCCACGCGGAGGACGGGUACACUGA
Sciurus carolinensis (gray squirrel) is the source of this 816-nucleotide messenger RNA. RefSeq names its product translation initiation factor IF-2-like. The record is from RefSeq and is a predicted model, not a curated record. The transcript has 3 exons. Lineage: Eukaryota; Metazoa; Chordata; Mammalia; Rodentia; Sciuridae. Bases 1 to 816 code for a protein of 271 amino acids.